This is a messenger RNA of Neltuma alba, 1470 nucleotides long. RefSeq names its product adenosylhomocysteinase-like. Lineage: Eukaryota; Viridiplantae; Streptophyta; Magnoliopsida; Fabales; Fabaceae. The record is from RefSeq and is a predicted model, not a curated record. The transcript is spliced from 2 exons. Gene Ontology annotation, biological process: L-methionine cycle. Gene Ontology annotation, molecular function: adenosylhomocysteinase activity. The coding region runs from base 1 to 1470 and encodes 489 amino acids. Gene Ontology annotation, cellular component: cytosol.
AUGGUCUUGGAUGCCGAGAAAACCACUGGCCACCGUGAGUACAAGGUCAGGGACCUCUCUCAGAUCGAGCACGCUGAGGUCGAAAUGCCCGGUCUCAUGGCUUCCCGUGCCGAGUUCGGCCCUUCCCAGCCUUUCAAAGGCGCCAGAAUCACCGAUUUCCGCAAGAUGGGUCGUCAUACGAGGGUCGUCGUCGAAAAUCUAAAUAGUCUCGGAGCCAAAGUUCGCUGUUGCUCCGGCGAGACCUUCUCCACUCAGGAUCACGCUGCCUCCACCAUCGCAAGUGACAGCUCCUCUGUCUCCAAGGGGGAGACACGUGAGGAGUACUGGCUGUGCAUCAGUCGUGCGCUUGACUGGGGUCAUGGCGGUGUUCUCGAUAUGAUAAUUGGUGAUGGCGGCGACGCCACCUUCUUGAUCAGUGAGGGUGUGAAAGCUGAGGAGAUAUAUGAGAAGACUGGUGAGUUUCCAGAUCCGUCCUCUACCGAUGAUGCUGAAUUGCGGAUUGUUCUCAGUAUGAUUGGGGAUGGGUUGAAGGUUGAUCCCAUGAGGUACCACAAGAUGAAGGAGAGACUCGUUGGCGUCUCUGUGGAGACAGCCGACGCUGCUGAGCGGCUUUACCAGAUGCAAGCUAAUGGAAGACUCCUGUUCCCUGCCAUUAAUGUCAACAACUCUGUUACAAUGAGCGAGUUCAUUAACUUGUACGGUUGCCGCUACGCUGUUCUUGAUGGGAUAAAGAGAGCCACCAACAUGGCGAUUCCUGGGAAAAGAGCAGUUGUGUGUGGAUAUGAUGAUGCUAGCAAGGGAUGUGCUAUCGCACUUAGGCUGGCUGGAGCUAACGUCGUUGUGUAUACGGAUGAUUCCAACCACGCCGUUCGAGCUGGCUUGGGACGUUUCGAAGUUAAGACCCUCGACGAUGUUGAUCCUGAGGCAGACAUAUUCGUGACCAAUAUCAGACGGGGAAAUAUGGAUGUGGUUAAAUACGUGAAGAAGAUGAAGAACAACGCCAUUAUUUACAACAUGGAUCCAAUAUUGGACCUUCACAGCAACAUAUAUGCUGGAGUGGAGCAAUGCUUCUCUGGAAUGAAGCGCACCAUCGUCAACCUUGAAACUGACAAGUGGUUCAUUCCUGAGACCAACUCAAGCAUCAUCGUGUUGAGCAACACGGGAUAUCCUGAUUUGAUGCGGUCUUGGUCUUGUACAAGCCAUCUGGUUGCUAUGCUUGAGUUGUGGAACGAGAGGGGGACAGGCAAGUACGAGAACAAGGUUUAUGAUUUGCCUGAGCAUCUUGAAGAGAAGGUUUCUGCUCUUCACCUUGCCAAGCUUCUGGACGCGAGCGUGGCAACGAGGGGUGGGCCUGAGAAAGGUGAUAAGAUCAAGAGGAUCCUAAAAGUCAUCGGUCCUAAAGCUUGUGGGUUUUUCGGAAUGGUCGCUCUGGGUCUCAUGAAUAAUGCCCACGAAUGGUGCCAAAGUUAG